Caenorhabditis elegans is the source of this 598-nucleotide messenger RNA. RefSeq lists its product as uncharacterized. NCBI's taxonomy places the organism in Eukaryota, Metazoa, Nematoda, Chromadorea, Rhabditida, Rhabditidae. The record is from RefSeq and is marked reviewed. Bases 8 to 598 code for a protein of 196 amino acids. The transcript has 3 exons.
UUUGAGAAUGUAUCAUCGCCGAGUUAUUCAAAUGAAUGAAAAAGAGCUCCGAGCAGUUACAGCAAUUGUGUUACCCGGAAGAAAGGGUGAUCAGCUGAAAAUUGGAGAAAUGCAAGAAAUGUGCAUAAAGUGGUUAUUCUCAAAUGGACUCUCGAUUAACCACGUUUUCGAGAUUCAUGAUGAUGGAGAUGGUGAUUUAUUUUGUGUGAUGAGAAAUUCCGAUGCUUGUUGGUGUUGUCCAAAAUCCUCUGAACUAGGAACUCUAACUGAUUUCGAUCGAGGUCCAAUUGGGGACAAUUAUAGAAGAACACCAUCUCCGGUUCGAAAACCAACUACCGAAACAACAAAAGAAGAUCUGGAACCUGAAAAGAAAGUGAAAUUUGCACUUCCUUCUCCCGAACUUCCAGCUUCUUCGCCGCCACCAAAACCACAGAAACCAAAACUGCCAUCUCAGAAAAUUGCUCCAAUUACAGUUCAGCCAACAAUCGUGACGAUUCCGGAUAAAAUACAUAAAGAAGGAAAAGAGCAACAAGGAGCAUGUGCAUAUUGUAAAAGAGAAUGUGGAUUAUGUAUUGUCACGUUAUGUGCACAAUUUUGA